This is a messenger RNA of Rhizoctonia solani, 1284 nucleotides long. Its product is annotated as mitochondrial intermembrane space import and assembly protein. The record is from RefSeq and is a predicted model, not a curated record. Bases 1 to 1284 code for a protein of 427 amino acids. Lineage: Eukaryota; Fungi; Basidiomycota; Agaricomycetes; Cantharellales; Ceratobasidiaceae. The transcript is spliced from 16 exons.
AUGCCCAAAGGCAAAAUCACUAAACCUCAAGAUGACCCGGAGUUUGAUGAACUUGAAGAAUCAGAGGAAGACUAUGAAUAUGAUGAAGAGGAGGACCAGGGAUUCUACAUCAAGGCUGCUUUGAAACCUCCCAAUUCUCACCCAGUGUCCUGCUACGAUUUAUACAAUCAAAUCCAAGAAGGUGUUAUAUCAUUGGAUGCGGAUUACCAACGCGACGUUGUUUGGAACGACGCGAAACAGAGCAAUCUCAUUGAUAGUGUAUACAGGGACUACUUCAUACCUCCUGUUUUGUUCGCAAAACGCAUAGGAGACGAUGGCGAAGAAAUCAAGGUUUGUAUAGACGGCAAACAACGUCUCACCAGUAUCCACCGGUUCAUGGAUGGUUAUAUACCCCUCAAAGUUGACGGAAAGAGCUGGUUUUACCAAACACGGGGGAACAAAGCUGCCAAGAAAGUGAUUCCCAACGGUUGGAAGAAACAGUUUGCCUCGAAGCAACUCAUUGUCGUCGAGUUUGCGGAUCUCUCGGACGCAACAGAGCGUGAUAUUUUCCAACGCGUCCAGCUGGGAAUGGCGCUAAAUGAGGCCGAGAAGCAGAAAGCCAUCUCAUCGCCUACAGUUACUUGGAUACGUACCAUGGUCACACAGUACUUUGAAGGAGACGACGGUAUCCCUCAAUUCAUGAAAAUGAACAUGAGGCGUUCCAAAGAUUUUCAAUGUGUAGCACAAUAUGUCUAUAUGGCCAGCGCGUUGCCGGCUUUCGAUUCUCCCGGGACUGUUAAGCUUACGAGGUUCUUGGGUCAACAAGACGAAAGAAGCGAUGCAUUCAAAAAGCCUGUAGAACGGGCGAUUCGAGAUUUGCAUAAACUUGUGCAAGAUGAAACCAACCUCAAGCUGACCGGGGCUGCCGCAGUAGCACCAAUUGAACUUGUUCACAUAUGCCUGGUUUGUCUUUUGCUCAAGGGCAGAUCCCUUCGCACCAUGGCCGGUGCGAUUGGUAAGAUGCGGACUGUCAUCAGAGGGAAACAUAUUGAUGUCCGGGCUAACACUCGUGUUGCUAAAUCCUUCGCCGAGCACCUUGAAACCCUUCAGGCGCCCGGUAUUUCUGGCCCCGAAACAGAUUGGCAAAUUGAUACCUCAGCCGCUCGAGCGGCUAAAAAACGCAAGGCUGAUGAUGAUGAUGAUACGGACAUGGCGUUCACGAGCGAUGAUGGUUUCCCAAAUGGAAGCGCCAGUAAAGGCAAAGCAAAACUCAAGCCCCGUCCGAGUGCUAAAAGCAGAGUUUGA